Zychaea mexicana is the source of this 156-nucleotide messenger RNA. RefSeq lists its product as uncharacterized. The transcript has a single exon. NCBI's taxonomy places the organism in Eukaryota, Fungi, Mucoromycota, Mucoromycetes, Mucorales, Lichtheimiaceae. The coding region runs from base 1 to 156 and encodes 51 amino acids. The record is from RefSeq and is a predicted model, not a curated record.
AUGAAUAAAAAGAGAGAACGGUGCUAUUGUUCCUUGGUCUGGUGUCUGUGUGUCUGUGUGUGGGUGGGUGUGGAAUACAGGCUGAUUCACGUAUAUUACGUUCACAUGGCCUCCGCCUUCCUGUUUGCUUCGGGGAUGCUCUCCUUCCUUUUAUAG